This is a messenger RNA of Zingiber officinale, 1652 nucleotides long. RefSeq names its product short-chain dehydrogenase TIC 32 B, chloroplastic-like. The transcript is spliced from 8 exons. Bases 194 to 1210 code for a protein of 338 amino acids. The record is from RefSeq and is a predicted model, not a curated record. NCBI's taxonomy places the organism in Eukaryota, Viridiplantae, Streptophyta, Magnoliopsida, Zingiberales, Zingiberaceae.
UGCGCCUUUCCCCUUCGUCUGUGAUUAGAAGAAGAAGAAGAAGGUGGAGCAGUUACUUCCCAAAACCAUCCUUUCCCCCACUCUCUCUCUUGUCUGUCUUUAUCUCUUUGUUCAAUUUGAUUCCAAGUUUUUGUUUGUAAAAUUAAACUAGGGGAAUCGGAGGAGGAUCGAGUCGAAUAUUAAGCAAAUAAUAAUGCUGGAGACAGUGAAAUACCUGAUCGGCUCCGCCGGCACGAGCGGCUUCGGUUCCAAGUCCACCGGCGAGGAGGUCACCGCCGCCGCCGCCUCUCGCCUCCGCUCGAUCACGGCGAUCGUUACCGGGGCGACGUCGGGGAUUGGGGCGGAGACGGCUCGAGUGCUGGCGAUGCGGGGGGCGAGGCUGGUGCUGCCGGCUAGGAAUCUGAAGGCGGCGGAGGAGACGAAGAUGCGGAUUGCAACGGAGUUUCCCGGCGCUGAGAUCGUCGUGCUCCCGCUCGAUCUCAGCUCCUUCGCCUCUGUACGAUGCUUUGUCUCUCGCUUCCUCGCUCUGCGCCUCCCUCUCAAUCUUCUCAUAAACAACGCCGGCAAGUUCUCCCACGACUACGCCGUCACCGAGGACGGAGUCGAGAUGACCUUCGCCACCAACUAUUUAGGCCAUUUCUUGCUCACCAAGUUGCUGCUGAAUAAGAUGGCGGAAACGGCGAGAGAGACGGGGAUCCAAGGCCGCAUCGUCAACGUCACCUCCGCCAUCCACACCUGGUUCUCCGGCGACUCCCUCCAUUAUCUCGAUCUCAUCACCGGCCAGAAAGUCCCGUACGAUGGCACGCGCGUCUACGCACUGUCCAAGCUCGCAAACGUCCUGCACGCGAUGGAGUUGACUCUGCGACUCCAGCAAAUGGAAGCGAAUGUGACGGCCAACUGCGUCCACCCCGGCAUCGUACGCACCGGGCUCACACGCGACCGGGAAGGACUCGUCACAGAUUUGGCCUUUUCCCUCAUGUCUAAGCUGCUCAAAACCAUCCCCCAGGCGGCAGCGACGACCUGCUACGUGGCGGCGCACCCCGGGCUGGAGGGCGUAUCGGGGAAGUACUACGCGGACUGUAACGAGGCCUCGCCGUCGACGUCGGCGUGCAGCCGGGAAGAGGCCACGCGGAUGUGGCUCGCGUCGGAGGUCAUGACGGCUCGGUUCCGGCUGGAGGCGUUGCCUCCUUCGGAGGAAGCGGAGAUGUGACCUGUCGGAGGAACGAUUGGGUUAAUAUGACCUGCAAAAGAGAAGGAUAGUGAAGUACAGGACAAAGUAGCCGCUCCGUGUAAAUGUGAUGUGAGAGGACGGGAUAAGGCGUAGGAUACGGAAGGACGUUACCAGUGCAGCAGCAGUAGUAAGGUUGGUGAAUUAAUCGCAUGGUUAAUUCAUGUCAUAGAAUCAACAAGCGACCGUACUGCGAUGCCAUUUUUGAUAGAUUUAGUUAAUACUUCGUCUACUUUGUUAAUCUAGCUAAUAGAAAAAUGUGGAAACUUGGAUCUGUUCUAAUCCAGGAGAUGAUAUAUCGUAUAGGAUUCUAUCUUGAUAUUUUUGUUUAUUCUCAUGCAAACACGACAGUCUGCAGCAGAUUCAGUGUUCGCCCCCCUCUCUCUCUCUCUUCCUUGUUAAUGAAAUUAUUAUUUACUAAUUA